Messenger RNA from Formica exsecta, 1380 nucleotides. Its product is annotated as small lysine-rich protein 1. The transcript is spliced from 2 exons. Bases 1084 to 1359 code for a protein of 91 amino acids. The record is from RefSeq and is a predicted model, not a curated record. NCBI's taxonomy places the organism in Eukaryota, Metazoa, Arthropoda, Insecta, Hymenoptera, Formicidae.
AUUAUUCAUAUUUUAUAUUAAUAUUUUUCUGUCCGUUAUAUUUUAUACCAAACGUAAUUUAUAUAUUAUCUGAUUUUUAUUCGCGAUAAAUUGCGCUUGUAUAUAUUCUAGUUAUUCCUUAUCGUAAUUUUCCACGUUCUUUAUUAAAUUUUUCUUGCGUAAAUAUUAGCUCGCGAAUAAAUCAUCUGCCUCCCAAUAUUUUUAUCUUGUACUUAAUUUUAAAUUUGAAUUCUGUUUGUUAAAAUAAAUAAUUUAUAUAUAAAUUUAUAUAUAAAUGUGCAAUGUAAUUAAAUUUGAAAUUUAUAUAGAUCGAAAUAUUUGACGUUUCAAUUACAUUAUAAUAUUUAGACGCAAAAUAACGAAAUUGUUUGAACUACUAUCUCAUCGUGAUCGAAAAUAUUUUGAAAAAAAGAUAUAUUAUAUAUAAUGGUACAUGUAUAUAUACAAUAUAUAUAGACCUUAUGAUUUUUCGAAACUCACAAUAGGUAAAUACAUCAGUUAAUGGCUUGUACAUAUUUAAGGUCAAGGAUGUUUAAGAGCACAUACAUAGAUUCGAAGGUCGGUGACUCAAGAUUUUUCAUGCGUCACGAAUGCGUAACAAAUUACUAUAAAAGUCGAUGGUUAAAAGAUCUUUACGAGAAACAUCAUCUUCGAAACACUAAAAGGUGCCAAUCGUUGUCAGAAUCUUGGUGAUGCAACAAACCGGAAGAACAUCUCGCUUAAAAGAAGAUUUGAAAACAGAUUACACAAAAGUCAAAAUUCCGCCGAUUCAUUCUGCCUACGACGAAAACUGACAUAUCAAUAUAAAUUUUUCCUUAGCAUGGAAAGUGUCCUAAAUAUAUUGUCUCGUAUCGAUUAAUUCUGAGAAAUUGGCGGUCGAUAAACUUAUUUUUAUUGAUGUAAUUAUUAUAAGUUGAUAUGGCAACCCGAGUUGUGUUUAUUCCAUGGUAGUAUGUACGACCGUGGUUUAUUCCAAUUCGAGUCAGACUUUUUACAUAUACGAGAAUGCGACAAAAAUGAAAGAACAAUAAUCAAAAGUAUUUUAGCAUUAUUUUAAAGGUAUUAAUCGAAUAGUUUUUAACAAUGGCAACGCGUGGAAAAAGCAAGAAAAAGACCGGCGUGAAAACUAAUGGAAAGAAUAAUGGAAAAAGUGCUAAAGAUGGCAAUGGUAACAAGAAUAAAGGAUCAAAAAAAUCGAGAAGAAGUGGUGGGAAAGCAAGAUUUGCUAUGGAUAUCUUUAACGAGGAGGUGAUGGAAAAUGCUUAUUAUACAUGUCACAAUAUUAUGGACGUGCUUAAGUGCCGAGGUUUCCCAUGGCCAGAAGCUCAGAAAAAGAAGAAAGGAAAAAAAAAGAAAUAAAUAAUUGCACUAAUGCCUGAA